AGGGCGUGACCUUUGCACUGCAUAAUUAAUUAUAAUUGGUGUAGAUAGCUCUAGAAGUUUCCUCAAUUUACAAGAGAGUUUCCUAAACUUUCCUCAGUUUACAGGGGACGCUAGUAUCAUCAUCAUGGCUAAGUGGGGUGAAGGGGAUCCUAGGUGGAUCGUCGAAGAACGUCCUGAUGCUGCAAAUGUCAACAAUUGGCAUUGGACUGAAAAAGAUGCUACAGCGUGGUCAAUCGACAAACUGAAAUCACUCUUGACAUCAAUUGAAAUAAACAGUCCAGAAUUAGGAUCAUGGAAGUUAUCCGACAUUAAGCCUGAGGGUGAAGCAUCAGCUAGCAACCGCAAAGGAAAGUUAAUAAUUCUGUAUGAUUGGACAAUUAAUGGGAAAAUUGAGGGGAAAGCAAGUGAUGCAAGUGAGUCAAGCAGUGGUACCGUAGAGAUAAAGAACUUUUCAUUUGAAUCUGAACUGGAAGAAGCAGAGAUUAAUGUAAAAUUGCAGCCUAUUACAAAUGUGCUUAAAAAAGAACUUAGUGAUCAAAUCAUUCUAAAAUUAAAACAAUACCUAGAAUUGUUAAAAAAAGAUUUUGCUGAUGGUCUUCAACUACCAACUGCCCAUGGCACUAGCCAAUCAUCAAAAAAAUCAACUGUCGAAGUGAAAAAUGUGGAGCGUCAAGACAGUUCUAAGACAUCUACCAGUGGAAGUUCAAGCUUGGGGCUUAAAAUAUCUACCAAGAGAGCUAAAUUAUCUGAUUCAUUUAAAUGUGAAGCACAUGAACUUUAUAGAGUUUUUGUAACGGAAGAGAUGAUAAAAGCCUUUACAAGGUCUGAUGCUAAAGUUGAGGGACAUAAAGGUGGAAAGUUUGUGUUUAUGAAUGGCCAAAUAUCUGGUGAAUAUGUAGAGCUGGACCCACCAGGUAAAAUAGUAAAAAAGUGGCGUUCAAAGGAUUGGCCUGAAGGUCAUUAUUCUGUGGUAACUAUUGAAUUGGUUCAAAAGGAAGAUUGUACUGAUUUGUCACUUGUACAAACUGGAAUACCAAGUUCAGAUCAUGAAAGAAUUAAAGACGGUUGGAAGAGGCUCAUAUUUGAACCAAUCAAAUCAACUUUUGGCUAUGGUGCUAGGAUCCUGUAAUGAUGUCCUUCAUGAUGCCUCUGCAUGUUAACUUUGUUUUUUUUAUAAUAAUGUGACAAAACCUUUAAAGAGCAUGCUUCAUUAAUUUUUGUAAAAUUAAUAAUUAUUAUUAUUUAUUUCUCUAUAAUUCUAUUGUACUAGUAUCAAGUGACGAUAGUGUAAUCAU
Amphimedon queenslandica is the source of this 1295-nucleotide messenger RNA. RefSeq names its product activator of 90 kDa heat shock protein ATPase homolog 1-like. Lineage: Eukaryota; Metazoa; Porifera; Demospongiae; Haplosclerida; Niphatidae. Bases 125 to 1129 code for a protein of 334 amino acids. Gene Ontology annotation, cellular component: cytosol. Gene Ontology annotation, biological process: positive regulation of ATP-dependent activity; protein folding. The record is from RefSeq and is a predicted model, not a curated record. Gene Ontology annotation, molecular function: ATPase activator activity; protein-folding chaperone binding. The transcript is spliced from 10 exons.